This is a messenger RNA of Candidula unifasciata, 1257 nucleotides long. The record is from the annotation of a GenBank genome assembly. NCBI's taxonomy places the organism in Eukaryota, Metazoa, Mollusca, Gastropoda, Stylommatophora, Geomitridae.
AUGCGUUUGUCUCUGAGAAAGGUGGUCAGAUUGGCCACCUUUCUAGUAUUGCUGUUGAUACUUAACGUAUGGAUUAGCUACAAUGUCAACUUUUACAGUUUUGACGACCGUGGGAAAGUUUUGCAAACUUGGAGACGCGAGGGGGACCAUGGCCAAACGGACGAGGCUCGACUACUCAAAUUUGAAAGGAGUGUAGACGACAUCGAUGGAUCUAGUGGAACUAGACCGAUUAGAAGUACUAAACAAGUUAAUGCAGACAACGAACGGGAUUCUUCUGCCCGGAGUCAACAGUUUGUUAAUGAGACAGGCGAAAAAGAACUUGUUGCGCCAGUCAAGGGAAGCGACUUGUUGCUGACGACGACAAGCAGACGUGGAGGAAGCAACCCCAAACAGGGCGGAACAGGACCAAAAUCGCAGAAAAAUCUUCAAAUUCGUGUACACAAAGACUCAGACAAGACGGAGUUGAAAGAUAUAUUUAUCAGCGUCAAGACUACUUCCAAAUAUCACGGACCCAGAGUUAAACUGCUUUUGAAAACUUGGUAUCUUUUGGCCAGAGAGCAGGUUUACUUUUUCACUGAUGGAAAUGACACAGAGAUUGCUGAAAUUUUAGGUGACCAUUUGAUCAACACCAACUGUUCUACAGACCACAGCAGGCGUGCACUGAGUUGUAAAAUGGCAGUUGAGUUUGAUUAUUACAUGGCUUCAAGGAAACGGUGGUUCUGUCAUGUGGAUGAUGAUGUUUACCUGAAUGUGCCCAGGCUGGUGGACAUGCUCCAGGGAUACAAUCACAGGGAAGACUGGUAUCUAGGCAAGCCCAGCCUCAAACAUCCUCUAGAGGUUGCUGACAGGGAAACACCUGGGAUGAAGCUGACUUUCUGGUUUGCCACUGGUGGCGCAGGCUUUUGCAUCAGCCGCUCUCUGGCUCUCAAAAUGGCUCCAUAUGCAGGUGGUGGAAGGUUCAUGACAACGGCAGAAACUAUAAGGUUACCUGAUGACUGUACACUAGGAUACAUUGUUGAGCAUUUGUUGAAACAUAAACUGACAGUUGUAGAAGAGUUUCAUUCUCAUCUGGAAGCCUUGUGGCUCAUCAAGCCCCAUCAGCUGGAUAAACAGAUCACCCUGAGUUUCUCUGAAUACUCCGGCAAGCAGAAUGUGAUUAAUGUCCAAGGAUUCAGCGAAACAGAGGAUCCAACAAGAUUUCGGUCGCUGCACUGCUUUUUGUUUCCUAACUUUCGAGAAUGCCGGGUUCUCUCCUGA